GUCACAGGCUGUUGUGAAUCGGAGGCCAGCGGCCCCACAAAGCCAGGCGGGGGAGCCCCUCUCUCAGCUACACACCACAGCAUCACCGCCUCGCCUCACUGAAAGGGACAGAGAGGAGAGAAAUGCAAAGGGAUGUAAGAUGGCAGAGCUACAAAUGCUGUUAGAGGAGGAAAUCCCAGCCGGUAAAAGAGCUCUUGUAGAAAGCUACCAGAACCUGUCCAAGGUUGCGGAAUACUGUGAAAACAAUUAUGUUCAGGCUCAAGACAAGAGGAAGGCCCUGGAGGAGACCAAGGCCUACACCACCCAGUCUCUGGCCAGCGUGGCCUACCAGAUCAAUGCCUUAGCUAACAAUGUGCUGCAGCUGCUGGACAUCCAGGCCUCGCAGCUACGACGCAUGGAGUCCUCCAUCAACCACAUCUCCCAGACCGUGGAUAUCCAUAAGGAGAAGGUGGCACGUCGAGAGAUCGGCAUCCUGACCACAAAUAAGAACACCGCUCGCACCCACAAGAUCAUCGCCCCGGGCAACAUGGAGCGGCCGGUGCGCUACAUUCGAAAGCCCAUCGACUACACGCUGCUGGACGAUGUGGGGCACGGCGUCAAAUGGCUUAAGGCCAAGCAACAUGGGAACAAUGCAGCAGGACGAGGAGGAGGAGGAGGAGGGACACUUUCCAGGACCACCCCUCCCACACAGAAACCCCCAAGCCCCCCCAUGGCUGGUCGUGGUACCCUGGGGCGUAACACUCCUUACAAGACCCUGGAGCCAGUGAAGCCUCCAGUGGUGCCCAAUGACUACAUGACGAGCCCGGCCCGACUGGGCAACCAGCACAGCCCUGCACGCACAGCCUCUCUCAACCAGAGGCCCAGGACACACAGCGGCAGCAGUGGUGGUAGUGGCAGCAGGGAGAACAGUGGAGGCAGUGCAGUCGGUAUCCCUAUAGCAGUUCCCACCCCCUCCCCUCCCAGUAUGGGGCAAGUGGUGACAUCCUUGGCCUCAGUGCUCCAGGGCCCCGGCUUGGGUCCCAUACCCAUGUCCCAGUUCGGCACCAUCUCCCGCCAGGUCUCCCGUCACAACUCUUCCACCACCUCUUCGGCCUCCAUGGUGUCAGCCACUGGAACAUACCGCCGCGCACCCUCUGUCUCCUCCCAGCAGCCCCACAUCAACGGGGGCCCCGCCUACCCACAGAACUCAGUGUCUGUGGCUCCUCCGCCUCCUCCUCCAAUGGUGCAGCUGACCCCACAGAUCCCUCUGACCGGCUUUGUGGCCAGAAUGCAGGAGAGCAUAACAGACAGCCCCGCCCCGCCUCCUCCGCCUCCCCCAGAGGACAUGGGUGUGUUUGAGGAGCCCUCUCCCCCUCCUCCUCCCCCACCUGUGGACUAUGAGGAAGAGGAUGCCGCACUGCUUAAUUACAGCGACCCCUACGCUGACGGAGACCCCCUGUGGGCCCCCAAGACUUUUUUAGAGAAAGUUGUGGCCAUCUACGACUACAGCAAGGACAAGGAGGACGAGCUGUCCUUCAUGGAAGGAUCCAUCAUCUACAUAAUCAAGAAAAACGAUGACGGCUGGUUCGAAGGUGUCUCCAACGGCGUCACCGGACUCUUCCCAGGAAACUACGUCGAGUCGAUCAUGCACUAUGCUGACUAAAAAUGAAAAAAAAAAAAAUACCCCAAAUGGCACUGCAGUUUUGAACAGAGGUAAAAGCGCUGAUGUAACGCACUUCAUACAGCUCCCAUUUCCAAUGAAGUGCCAUGGUGGAUUUUCAAAUGGUUUUCUUUUGGGGGGCUUGUGCUUGCACAGUUUUGUUAUGCUCCAAAAAAAAAAAAAAA
Molecule: messenger RNA, 1824 nt
Organism: Cottoperca gobio
Lineage: Eukaryota; Metazoa; Chordata; Actinopteri; Perciformes; Bovichtidae
Product: abl interactor 1-like
Exons: 11
Coding region: 140-1642 (500 amino acids)
Biological process (GO): neuron migration
Cellular component (GO): SCAR complex; lamellipodium; actin-based cell projection
Molecular function (GO): SH3 domain binding; signaling adaptor activity
Source: RefSeq, a predicted model, not a curated record